Molecule: messenger RNA, 1593 nt
Organism: Lithohypha guttulata
Lineage: Eukaryota; Fungi; Ascomycota; Eurotiomycetes; Chaetothyriales; Trichomeriaceae
Exons: 3
Coding region: 1-1593 (530 amino acids)
Biological process (GO): cell adhesion
Molecular function (GO): metallopeptidase activity; carbohydrate binding
Source: RefSeq, a predicted model, not a curated record
AUGGCUCAUACCGUGAGCAAGGCACCGCUGUUCUGCUGCCUACCAGGCGAAGCAAAGAUCGCGGAUGGAAUUGAUGAGAAGCUUGGUGAUGUCGACAAAGCAAAGCCAUGGUAUCCUUCCGCCAAGAUCAGAGUCAAGUUCAUCGAACCAACGAUAGACGACGAGGUCUGCGAGAUGGUGGUAAAUGCCUCCAAAGAAUGGACGAAACAGUUAACAGACAAGAAAUUCCCCAGCUUCGAUUGGGUUUCCAAGGAGUCAGAGGCUGACAUUCGCAUAUCGUUUGACCCGAGUAUACCAAGCUGGAGCGCGAUUGGCACACAAGCCCAAAAGUACGACAAGUCUAAAGCUACCAUGAACAUUUGUCUAGGAGGUUGGGGCUCGAAGAUUGUUUGGACCCGGCAGCAAGUUGCGAGAGUAACAGCACAUAUGUUCGGCCAUGCUCUUGGUUUACCUCACGCCAAGCUACCUUCAGCCUGGUCCAGUCAAUGGGAUCUAGCACAAGUGGAGAAGGAUUGCGGCAAACCCCUAGCGACAAUCAUAGGGAAGGCGCAAGGUCUCCCCGAUCUCUCCAACGACAAAUCAAUCAUGUUAUUUGAUCGACCAUCUGCUUGGUCCAUUCUCAAGCUCGACGAGCUGAAGGGGGGCUCUGUCAUCGAUGAUCAAAGUCUGUUGUAUCUGAAAGACAUGCAUGGACACCCACCACCGGAUCCAUAUCAACUGUUGUUACCCGUUUUCACGCCAAAGAAGGUCCAGCCUCAGGAUACCUGGACUACUUUUACUGCACAAAAACGCGUUCAAGCCCCAGUUACGGCACAAGCAAAUGUCACGUUGGCAUUGCGCAGAUUGUCACUAGAGAGCAUGAGAAUCAAGACGCCUGGCCAGAACGAUAAGCAUAGACUCAGAGCAAGGGCGGUUCGGAGUAGCCAUUGGGCAGGAACCUACGAUAUCGAUUUUGAAGCCUGGGAUAACAGUAUCAUGAAGAAGGAUUCGACGUGCGACAUUUUAUCGUUUGAAUCAGCAGACAAUAGAGUUCAAACAGGUGCCUUAAGCAAAGACUAUCAGGAUACGAAGACAGACAUAGCCUUGGAGAGGACCGUUAAAGAGAACGUUGUAUUUAAGACACCGUUCAGGAACACUCCAAAGGUUGUUGCUUUCAUCCAUAUGUUUGAUGUCUUGAACGAUGACCAGACAGGCACAGCUAUAUGUGUUCAAAUAGACAAACCCAGUACAAAAGGCUUUGAGAUAACUUACGGCGCAGUGUCAUUCGCGAACCACGGAGGAAAAGUUGUCGCCUUGGGUGUCAACUGGCUCGCACACGAGGCAGACGACUAUUCUAUCAGCUCGGGAACACUCGGACUAGAGCAAGCGAGUGGAAGUUAUUCCAAAAGCCAAGCUUUCGCACCACAAUUCGACGUAAAGCCACGUUAUCUGUUUGGAGGCUUCAGCGCUAUUUACACUUGCGAACGUGAGAAGAUGGAUAUUUCGUGUGACUUUGUCAACCAUGACGCGAAGCAAUUCCAGCUUGUUGUCGAUGCGGGUAAGACAAAUCCCAGAUCCAACGACUGGGAGGUCUCGUGGGUGGCUAUUAGGUGA